Molecule: messenger RNA, 1452 nt
Organism: Aphanomyces invadans
Lineage: Eukaryota; Oomycota; Saprolegniomycetes; Saprolegniales; Verrucalvaceae
Exons: 2
Coding region: 1-1452 (483 amino acids)
Source: RefSeq, a predicted model, not a curated record
AUGCUGAUCAGCUUUGUCGAGGUCGACGGGAUUUUGUACUACUGCCCGCUCGCCGAGUUCAGCUCUAGGUACGACAGCCCUCGCUUGGAAGGUAGUCUGGUCGUGGCGGACCCAAUCACAGCGGAAAGCCCACUCACGAAUGCCAAAAGUGCGAGCGGCAAGAUCGUGCUCGUGCAACGCGGGGGAUGCGACUUCCUCAGCAAAACGAUACAGGUCCAAAAGGCGGGAGGUAUCGCGGUCAUUGUUGCCAACACAGACGAGGAGAACCCUCAGCUGGCCUUUGUGAUGGACGCUGGACUCACGCGAUCCGGUGUCAGCGCCAAGAUCCCAGCAUUGAUGGCCCCAUUCGCUACAGCUCAGCACUUGUUGGACUUGGUCGGGGCGACUACCAGUCUCAAACUGAACAUAGCGAUUGUGCUGUUGGAUGCCGCCGAAGCAUCCACCGUUCUCGAUGCACAGGAGCGCUUGCGGCAGCAACAUGCACGCGAAGCCGACGCUCUGCGGAUGCAACUGGAGCGCGAGAAAAAACAGCGGGAGGCCACGAUGUUGCUGCGUAGUCGCCUCGUCAAGGACAAUCAAGCAGCUAAAGCAUUGGUGGACCAUGUCCUUCCUUCCACUGAGCUCGCACAUCGUCAAGUCGGCGGAUUGGCAACAUCGUUCGCCGAGGCAGCAGACGAGAGUGUGAGCGUCGUCAACACUGUGUACAUCCCUCCUGAGCCACCGCUUCUGUCUACGAAGUCAUCGGCUGGCGCAGUGACCGCCGAGCCCAUCAAGUCCCCUAUGGCGCCGAAGCUGCUUGGCAUCCUCGAGGCGAACUCGACCGGAUUACUUGUGUUGGACGUCCAAUAUUACUGUGCCAUGCCGCACGUCGGGAAGCACUCGAGCAUGGAUUGCACAACUGGCAAGGAGUACUACUUUGACCGGAUCAAGACGACCAUGGUCCCCAGCAUCCAGACGAUUCUUCAACUCAUGCGUCAGAGAUCGAUGGAGAUCGUGUACGCCACCAUCGAAAGCAUGACCAAGAACGGCCGCGACCGAAGCAGAGCACACAAAGUCGCCGGUAUCCAUGUAGCCAAGCACAGCUUCGACGCCAAGGUGCUCGAGAGCGUGGCGCCUACCGACUACGACAUUGUGAUCCCUCGGACGGCGAUCAGUUUGCUUGGUACGACCAACGCUGACUACGUGCUGCGAAACCUUGGCAUUUCCUGCCUUGUCAUCGUGGGUGUGUCCACGUUGGGCACUGUGGAGACGACGGUUCGUGACGCACUGGACCGAGGCUACACUGUGGUUGUCGUGGAAGACGCCGUAGCGUUUGAGACCCCCGAGGAGCACAUGGAUGUCAUCAAGAGAGCGUCGCGGAUGGGGGCACAUAUCCUGGACACCCGCGACCUUCUCUUCGAGGUCCAGACGACGUGCCCGCCGCGCCUUGCAGUGGAAGCCGUUUCGAUGUAA